UAUUCUCCGAUCGCCGGCCUCCUUUCUCCGAUCAAUUCAAGGUAUUUCUGAAGGAGCAGAAUGAGUCAGGUAUUCGAAGGAUAUGAAAGACAGUACUGCCAACUUUCAGCUAAUUUAACCAAGAAAUGCAGCUCAGCAACUCUCCUUGAUGGAGAACAAAAGAAACAGAAAGUGUCUGAAGUAAAAGUUGGCCUUGAUGAUGCUGAAGCAUUGAUCCGCAAAAUGGACGUAGAAGCUAGGAGUUUACCUCCAAAUGUUAAAGCCACACUUCUUGCCAAGUUAAGAGAAUAUAAGAGUGAUCUGAACAACUUAAAAACUGAAGUGAAAAGAAUCACAUCAGCAAAUGCAAACCAAGCUGCAAGGGACGAGUUGUUGGAAUCGGGAAUGGCAGAUGCUAAUAUGGUGUCGGCUGAUCAAAGGCAAAGGUUGAUGAUGUCAACAGAGAGAUUGGAUCGUUCGAGUGACAGGAUCAGACAAAGUCGAAAGACAAUGCUAGAAACCGAGGAUCUGGGGGUCUCAAUUCUUCAAGAUUUGCAUCAACAACGUCAAUCUCUCCUGCAUGCACAUGACAAUCUUCAUGGAGUGGAUGAUAAUAUUAGCAGGAGCAAGAAGAUACUGACUACAAUGUCAAGAAGGAUGAGCCGGAAUAAAUGGAUCAUCGGCUCUGUCAUUGCUGUCUUGGUCCUGGCUAUCCUAUUAGUUCUUUACUUCAAGCUCGCCCAUUAGCUCAAUGGACGGCUUUCAGAAUUUCUGCCGCUUCUCAUUUGUUACAGAAAAACAUGUAUCUUUGGACACACUGUUUCUGAAUUCACAUGAUUGUUGUUAUGUCAGUUUGAGGUCUGUGUGGUGUGGUUUGCAAACCUUGUUUACAUCUUAUCCUGGCAUUUUUCGUAAUUAUAAAUUGCUGUGUUUGUCUA
Lycium ferocissimum is the source of this 917-nucleotide messenger RNA. Its product is annotated as vesicle transport v-SNARE 13-like. Gene Ontology annotation, biological process: intracellular protein transport; vesicle fusion; vesicle-mediated transport. Gene Ontology annotation, molecular function: SNARE binding; SNAP receptor activity. The coding region runs from base 61 to 726 and encodes 221 amino acids. NCBI's taxonomy places the organism in Eukaryota, Viridiplantae, Streptophyta, Magnoliopsida, Solanales, Solanaceae. The record is from RefSeq and is a predicted model, not a curated record. The transcript is spliced from 6 exons. Gene Ontology annotation, cellular component: ER to Golgi transport vesicle membrane; endoplasmic reticulum membrane; SNARE complex.